Recurvomyces mirabilis is the source of this 1419-nucleotide messenger RNA. It is a transcript of the gene RVB2, whose product is annotated as RuvB-like protein 2. Gene Ontology annotation, molecular function: ATP binding; ATP hydrolysis activity; DNA helicase activity. The record is from RefSeq and is a predicted model, not a curated record. Lineage: Eukaryota; Fungi; Ascomycota; Dothideomycetes; Mycosphaerellales; Teratosphaeriaceae. Bases 1 to 1419 code for a protein of 472 amino acids. Gene Ontology annotation, biological process: box C/D snoRNP assembly; chromatin remodeling; regulation of transcription by RNA polymerase II. Gene Ontology annotation, cellular component: Swr1 complex; NuA4 histone acetyltransferase complex; R2TP complex. The transcript is spliced from 2 exons.
AUGGCAGCUCCUAUCGCCACCGUCUCCGACUCGCGCACUACUCAGUCACUCAAUCUCAUCGCAGCUCAUUCACACAUCCGUGGUCUGGGCGUCACUCCGGACACACUCACUCCAAAACCUACAGCGGAUGGCCUGGUGGGACAGCAAAAGGCCCGCAAGGCCGCCUCGGUGAUCUUGCAGAUGGUGAAGGAGGGCAAGAUUGCUGGGCGAGCGGUCUUGAUAUCAGGCCCACCCAGCACAGGAAAGACUGCGAUCGCGAUAGGCAUGAGUAAAGGCUUGGGAGAGGAUGUGCCGUUCACCAUGCUGGCCAGCUCAGAGAUCUUCAGUCUGGAGAUGAGCAAGACGGAAGCACUUGAGCAGGCAUUCAGGAAGAGCAUCGGUGUGAGGAUACGGGAAGAGAGUGAGGUCAUUGAGGGUGAGGUCGUGGAGAUCCAGAUUGAUCGAUCGGUCACUGGCAGCAACAAGAGCGGGAAGCUGACGCUGAAGACAACGGAUAUGGAGACCUUGUACGAUAUGGGCACGCGCAUGAUCGACAGCAUGACGAAAGAGAAGGUCAUGGCUGGAGACGUUAUUAGCAUCGACAAGGCUUCCGGGAGGAUAACGAAGUUGGGCCGGAGCUACACAAGAAGCAGAGACUACGACGCCAUGGGCCCGGACACGAAGUUCGUGCAAUGUCCCGAUGGUGAGUUGCAAGUACGACGGGAGACUGUUCACACUGUCUCGCUGCAUGAGAUCGACGUCAUCAACAGCAGAACGCAAGGCUUCCUCGCUCUUUUUUCAGGUGAUACAGGCGAGAUCAGGAGUGAGGUCCGAGAACAAAUCAACACGAAAGUUGCGGAAUGGCGAGAAGAAGGCAAGGCUGAGAUUGUGCCGGGCGUGCUCUUCAUCGAUGAGGUGCACAUGCUGGAUAUCGAAUGCUUCUCUUUCAUCAACCGAGCACUCGAGGACGAACUAGCACCAAUAGUGAUCAUGGCAUCGAAUCGUGGCUCCACAACGAUUAGAGGAACGAACUACAAGAGUCCGCACGGCCUACCACUCGACUUUCUAGACCGCGUAGUCAUCAUCUCCACACAAACGUACUCCGAAGACGAGAUCCGCGAAAUCCUCUCAAUACGAGCACAGGAGGAAGAAAUCGACAUUUCACCCAACGCACUCGCGCUGCUCACAAAGUUCGGCGCGGAGACCGGGCUGAGAUAUGCCAGCAACAUCAUCACGACAUCGCAUCUUCUUGCUCAGAAGCGGAGAGCGAAGGAGGUGGAUGAGCAGGAUGUUCGGAGAAGCUAUAUGCUUUUUUAUGAUCCGAAUAGGAGUGCUAAGUUCGUGGCGGAGUUUGAGAAGAGGUUUAUUGGUGAGGAUGGUGGUGUGACGCUGGGUGGGGUGAAUGGGCAUAGUAAUGGGGAUGCGAUGGAGGUGUCUUAG